AUGGAAAAUUUUAAUAGCACAUUGACGCCUAUUUUUAACCAAAUCCAGGAGAAACCAAAGCCAGCAUGGGCCAAUCAGAAGAAGAUAGAUUAUUCACAAGGUUAUAAUGCACAAAAGAAGAGGAUACUCAAGCAAUUGAGCAAAAAUAGAGGGAAUAUAGAUCAUUCCCAGAUUGACUUUACUGUUGGAAUGCAGACACUUGCAACAACAAAAUCCUUUGAGAGUAAGAAUAUUUCCUGAGCCACCCAGGGAGGUACAUAUGAAAAGUCUGGCCUAUCUGAGGUGCAAGCUCAGAGAAACAGCUUCCCAAAACUAUCUCAAAAGAGAAGGUUCAAGAGUAAAGGUAAGAAAGGAGACUGUGACUUCUAUCCUAUUGGUGACAUAGAUGAUACUUUCACCAACCUUAUUGAGGAAGAAAUUAAUGAAAAUAAGUCUGCCCAAGACAAAACCACAAAGUUUAUAAAUAUAAAGCCCCUGUAUGCUCACGAGGUGUAUCAUAAUGAUAAAGAGAGAUUCGAUAAUGAACCAUUUCUUAGAUAUUUUGAGAGGAUUGCUCGAGGAGCUGACCUAGAAGAACUUGGUGCCAUCAAAAUCAGAGCAAAAGAUGCCUUUGAUUUCGACUGUAAGUUUAGGAAAGACUUAAACUUAAAAUUCAAAACCCGUACUCAAAGUCCUUAUGCAAUGUCGAAAGGAGAACCUAUAGAAGAGAACCAAGAAGGAUACACAUUUAAAGAAUUUUUCAAGAAAUGUGUCAAAAAUUCAAAAGAGAUUCAUAAAUACUUCAAGCAUUUGCCAAAGAAUGACAUGUGUAAGCAGAUUGAGAACAAUUACUGGUACUUUCAUAAACUUGACAGGCAGAGAUUAGUGAAGGUUGAGUAUGCCAAUGAUAUUCCGAUUGAUCAUUUUGGUUCAGGAUUCCCAACAGAAAAGGAAAAUAAGUACUCGUCUCAUCCUUGGAACCUGAACUGUAUGAAUUCAGCACCAAAUACCUUACUGCAGUUUUGCCCCGAUAAGAACAUCAGUGGGAUUAAUAAGCCUUGGAUGUAUAUUUCUCACCCAUACUCAUCCUUCUGUUGGCAUUAUGAGGAUAUGAUGAUGUACUCCAUUAACUACAUGCAUGAAGGAACCGCUAAGAUAUGGUACACCAUUCCCAACUGAGAUAGGAUCAAAUUUGAGAAAUACAUAAAGAAAAAGUAUAAAAAUCUCUAUGAAAAGGAUGAUGAUCUCUUCUUCAACAUCAACUUCCAAGUAUCCCCACUCGAAUUAAUCAACAAUGGGAUUCAGGUGCACAGAACAAUCCAGAGACCGGGAGACUAUAUUAUCACAUUUCCAGGCUGUUAUCACUGUGGGAUAUCGUUAGGUUACACUCUUGCAGAAGCAGUAAACUUUACUUCCUCAGAUUGGCUAAAGUAUGGGUUUGAAUCGAUAGAUAUUUACACACAAAAUGGAUGCAAAAAUCCUCUAUUUCCCUUUGAAUGGAUGAUAACCCAAAACAUUAUUAACCACAAUCGUCUUUCCCUAUCAAAAAGUUGAAGAAAAGAGAUUUUCACAUACUGGCAGAAAUUUUAUAGCAAAGAAAAGAGGAACAGAAGAGUAUUUCUCAAAAAGCUCAAAAACAAGAGGAAAGUUAAGAAAGAAUGUACAGAGAAACUUCCAGAUGGAGAUAAAACCCCAGAAGAUGCAUAUGAAUGUAACUAUUGAAUCAACUUUUGAUAUUUCUCAAUGAUCAAAUGCAGAAAAUGAAACAUUCAUUAUUGAACAUCCCAUGACUUCUUCUACUGAGAACAUUAUGAAGACAUAACACUUGUAAAUAGGUUUACAGAUCAAGAAUUAGAGGAGAUUAAUAAGAGAGCAAAGGAAAUGCCUAAUGCUGAAAAUCAAAACGAAGAUGAAGAGGAUGAAAAGGGUGAAGAAGAUGAAGAAGUAGAAAAUAACCAGAGUGACAACACCCAAGACACCAUCUCUACUUCCCCACAAAACUCCCAAACCCUCCCAAAACCCCCUUACAAACUCACUAAAAUCCUCAAAACCCCCUCCACCACAGGACCAAUCACCGACACCCCUGCCUUCCCCGACCCCUCUCCUACCCCUCAAACCCCCCGUACCCCCUCCUUCCUAUUCUCUUCCCCCACCCAUCUAUCCUUCAACCCCUUCCAUCCCCAAAACCCUCCUCCCCAAGACCCCUCCUCCGAAUUCCCUUCCCCGCCUUCCUUCCAUCCUUUCUCCACAACUUCCCCAGCCAGACCUUCCCCUCCAGCUCACACUUCUUUCCAAUUUGAAGAACAAAACCAGAAAGAGAGUUAUUCUACAACCACGUUCAUGAAUAAUAGGUUAGGGAAUUAUAACCAGCUUGUGGGACAGUAUGCUCAGAGUGGAGGUUUUGGAAAUAAGGGAUCUGAGGUUAUUGAUAUCAUUAACUUGAGCUACCAAAUUCCUUCAUAA
Moneuplotes crassus is the source of this 2442-nucleotide messenger RNA. The record is from the annotation of a GenBank genome assembly. Lineage: Eukaryota; Ciliophora; Spirotrichea; Euplotida; Euplotidae.